This is a messenger RNA of Xiphophorus hellerii (green swordtail), 1095 nucleotides long. RefSeq names its product transmembrane protein 176 (gene tmem176). The transcript has 8 exons. The record is from RefSeq and is a predicted model, not a curated record. Gene Ontology annotation, cellular component: membrane. The coding region runs from base 124 to 744 and encodes 206 amino acids. Lineage: Eukaryota; Metazoa; Chordata; Actinopteri; Cyprinodontiformes; Poeciliidae.
UAAACACAUUCUCUCUCUCCUCACACACACCCUGCUGGCUCUGAACAGAGAAGUUAGGGAGGCACAGUGUGGAGAGCAGACAGAAAACAGACGGAGAGACCACUGACUGUCCAAUACAAGAAGAUGGCCGUGUCUAUCUCCAGGGAUUUAAGUGUCCAGGUGCUGGACGAUCCGAACAAAGUGAAACUGACUGACAGACAACAGCAGCUGCACGCCGCCAUACAGAAGGGCGAGCCCAAAUGUCUGGGGUUGAGCCAAGUGAUGCUGGGGCUGAUGGUCAUAACUUACUCACUGCCUCUACACUUCACUGUACACACUCCUGUUGUCUACUUUGGCGUUCCCUGGUGGACCGGAUUAACAUUCAUUGCAGCAGGAAUUAUUGCAGUGACGUUGGAUAAACACUUCUCAAUGAAGAUCGUGCAGGCGUGUUUGGUAACGAGCGUGGCAGCUAUGGUGCUGUCAGCGGUGGCUGUGAUCAUCUACUCUCUGGAUUUAUACCAACAUCAGCUGCCGCUCUGUAAGGCGACAGAGUCCUACUCAUAUCACUCAGACGGGGCCAGCUGUUCGGACGAAAUCAACACCACGAAAUUCUCCAAGGGAUUAAAGUCGUCUCUGCUUUUCUUCACGUUGGCGCAGGCAGUCAUCUCUGCCGUGUUCUGCUGGCUUCUCUACAGGCAGAGAAACAUCUUUGCACAAUAUGCAACCAUCGAUUCACCUUCUUCCAGCCACAAUGAAAUAAAAUAAUGGACGGAAAGUGAAGCUGAUACGAUUAUCCAAAUGUAAAUGUUCUUGCAUUUUUUUGUGCCCACAAAUGACUUUACAAGUUUUCUUGAUCACUUUGAUCUGCUUAAGGAAACUGAAAUCCUCUCAGUUUUCAGUGUCUCUUUUUUUUCCUCACAGAUGUCUCAAACUAAACUACCAAGAGAAGCAUGAGAAUCAACAAUCGGUAUUUCUUUACUGUAAUAAAUUUGUUACUUUCUUAAUUUCUUAUUCUCUGGUUUUAUUUUGGUUUACUUUUACAGUAUUCUCUGUAUUUCAGUUUUCAGUCACAGUUUGAAAAAAUGUCAUGGAGUCAAUAAAAUUGGAAUCAAAGCA